GCAAGGGGCGUGGGUAGCGAGUGGUGACGCGCGCUCCUCCGUUCCCUUCAGGCGCGGGCGGGCUAGGUGCGCGCGCUGGGGAGCAGCGGUUGCGCGGCGCCCCUAGAGCUGUGGGCACCAAUCAACGGUUGCUAUAGCAGCGUUUGACGUCAUCGUGCGUGUGGUGCCCCUGCUGCCGGGGCUGGUGAUUGGAGGAAACCCCGUGUCUGCGGAGCGGCUGUAGCCUGUGAGCAGCGAGAUCCAGGGACAGAGUCUCAGCCUCGCCGCCACCGCCCAGAGACUGCUGCGCCCGUCCGUUCGCCGCCACCCACCCGAGACACAGAACAUCCAGGCAUGGAUAAAAACGAGCUGGUGCAGAAGGCCAAACUGGCCGAGCAGGCUGAGCGAUAUGAUGACAUGGCAGCCUGCAUGAAGUCUGUAACUGAGCAAGGCGCUGAAUUAUCUAAUGAGGAGAGGAACCUUCUCUCCGUUGCUUAUAAAAAUGUUGUAGGAGCCCGUAGGUCAUCUUGGAGGGUUGUCUCAAGUAUCGAGCAAAAGACGGAAGGUGCUGAGAAAAAGCAGCAGAUGGCUCGAGAAUACAGAGAGAAAAUUGAGACUGAGCUAAGGGAUAUCUGCAACGAUGUACUGUCUCUUUUGGAAAAGUUCUUGAUCCCCAAUGCUUCACAAGCGGAGAGCAAAGUCUUUUAUUUGAAAAUGAAGGGAGACUACUACCGUUACUUGGCCGAGGUUGCUGCUGGUGAUGAUAAGAAAGGGAUUGUGGAUCAGUCACAACAAGCAUACCAAGAAGCUUUUGAAAUCAGCAAAAAGGAAAUGCAACCAACGCACCCUAUCAGAUUGGGUCUGGCCCUUAACUUCUCCGUGUUCUAUUACGAGAUUCUGAACUCUCCAGAGAAAGCCUGUUCUCUGGCAAAGACAGCUUUUGAUGAAGCCAUUGCUGAACUUGAUACAUUAAGUGAAGAAUCAUACAAGGACAGCACGCUAAUUAUGCAAUUACUGAGAGACAACUUGACAUUGUGGACAUCGGAUACCCAAGGAGAUGAAGCUGAAGCAGGAGAA
This is a messenger RNA of Octodon degus (degu), 1056 nucleotides long. It is a transcript of the gene Ywhaz, whose product is annotated as tyrosine 3-monooxygenase/tryptophan 5-monooxygenase activation protein zeta. The record is from RefSeq and is a predicted model, not a curated record. The annotation marks the transcript as partial. Gene Ontology annotation, biological process: signal transduction. Gene Ontology annotation, cellular component: cytoplasm. Lineage: Eukaryota; Metazoa; Chordata; Mammalia; Rodentia; Octodontidae. The transcript has 5 exons.